This is a messenger RNA of Plasmodium fragile, 477 nucleotides long. RefSeq lists its product as uncharacterized. Gene Ontology annotation, molecular function: calcium ion binding. The transcript has a single exon. The record is from RefSeq and is a predicted model, not a curated record. NCBI's taxonomy places the organism in Eukaryota, Apicomplexa, Aconoidasida, Haemosporida, Plasmodiidae. Bases 1 to 477 code for a protein of 158 amino acids.
AUGGAGGAACAGCAGCGAGGGGGGAAAAAAAACGAAAGCAGUUACAAGUUCCUAAACGCGGACGAAAUAAAUAACCUGGAGUACAUUUUCAAAAAAAUGAAGAAGAACGAAAAUGAAGGCGUCACGAUUCAGAAUGUGCAAAAAUUUUUGCACGAAAAUCAUAACAAGGACAUUUCCGACGACCUGUUAGACUUUUUUCACAUGUAUGGCAGCACCAUCAGUUUGGAGGACUUCCUCUCAUCCCUCAAUUGUGAUAUUAACAAAUUCAAGUCGAAGGAAAAAAUGAAAAAUUUGUUUGACUUGCUGGAUAUUUCCAAAAGGGGAUACAUAUCGACUAGGGGCUUCAUCCAGGCGGCCAAAGAAUUUGAAAAUGAAUUCAGUGAGGAAACUCUCAGGAGCAUUUUUAACAUCAUGGACCUAAACAACAACGACAGGAUGCACUUUGACGAGUUUAAAAAUGCCAUAUCGAAUAUGUAA